Molecule: messenger RNA, 1164 nt
Organism: Diabrotica virgifera virgifera (western corn rootworm)
Lineage: Eukaryota; Metazoa; Arthropoda; Insecta; Coleoptera; Chrysomelidae
Product: MATH and LRR domain-containing protein PFE0570w-like
Exons: 2
Coding region: 1-1164 (387 amino acids)
Source: RefSeq, a predicted model, not a curated record
AUGGCCCUGCCUUGCAUCCCAGGCCAAUCUAGACUGGUGGGGGCGGUACAGUGCGAUACUAAUGCAGUACAAACGAACAUACCCAUCCUGGAGCCCCAGUACGAAAAGGGGGAUAGCAUGUCACUAGCCCCUCCAGACAGAUUUAGAAGGGUUGGGGCAGUACAAACGAAGGAAGGGUAUUACAAUCCAUUUUUGAACGACUUCAAUCUUGAAGACGAGAAUGACGAUGAAGACGAAGACGCUAGCGAUGAUGACGGUGAUAAAGACGUUUAUCACAAGGAAAACGGUAAAGACGUUACCGAAGACGAUCGCUAUAAUGAAGAUAACGACGCAAAUAGUGAUAAAGAUGCUUAUCACGAGGAAGAAGGUAAAGACGUUACCGACGACGAUAAUAAUAAUGACGAUAUGGAUGAUGAAAGGACGACGGAUUUAUUUACGAGCAAUAGAUCAAAAUCAAACAAAAUGACGAGAGGUAGACUGAAUGAUUCAUUUGCCUUAACUUUUAGAGACGUAGAGGACAGUAUAAGAAAUUUCGACGGAAAAGACGAUUAUCCCAUAGGAAAAUGGAUGGCUGAUUUUGAAGAAAUUUCCAAUCUGAUGGGAUGGAAUGAUUUGCAAAUGCUAAUUUUUGCUAAGCGAUCCCUAAAAGGAAUAGCUAAACUGUAUAUACAGUCAGAGAAAGGAGUUAAUAGCUGGAAGCUCCUGAAGAAAAAGCUGACAGCAGAGUUCGAGAACAAAAUAGGUAGUGCCGAAAUACACAAAAUGCUGAUGAAUAGAAAGAAGAAACAAGGUGAAAGCGUACAGGAGUAUGUACUAAAAAUGAGAGAAAUCGGUAGCAGAGGAAACAUCGAAAAUGAAGUCAUAAUGCAGUAUAUAACUGAGGGAAUUAUGGACGACCCUGCUAAUAAAGUAAUACUUUAUGGUGCCAAAAAUUUCAAUGACUUUAAAGAGAAGAUUAAACUGUACGAAUUGAUUAAAAAACAGACGACGCAAAAAUUAGUUAAAACCGAGACGCAUAAAAAGACGUGGACGAACGAGGAAGUAAGACGAGAUGAGAUGAAAGAGGAGCGCCUCAAAGUAGGAAUAAAAAGGAAGAAAAAUGUUUCAAUUGUGGAAUUCAGGGACACAGAUCGACGGAUUGUCCUGACAAGGCCAAGGGAGUAA